AAUUAACAUGCAAUUUUUUUUUUUUUGUAGGGUUAAUCAAGUUAAUGCAACAUCUAAAUAUUUAUUCAAGCAUUUAAAAUAUAUUGGUUUGAACUUCUGUCAAAUAUGCCAGGUAUAGUUAAAGUAAAGGUGAUAGAAUGUCAAGAUCUGCCAGUUAUGGACAGAGCAAGUGAGCUGACAGAUGCAUUUGUUGAACUCAGAAUAGGUAAUGUUGUGUACAAGACUGAUGUAUGCAGGAAGUCUCUUAAUCCUCAAUGGGAUUCAGAAUGGUUUAAGUUUGAGGUUGAUGAUGAAGAAUUACAAGAAGAGUAUCUUCAGGUCAAAGUAUUAGACUAUGAUGUAUAUUCAUCCCAUGAUGCAAUUGGAAAAGUUAACAUUAGCUUAAACUUACUAGUUCGUCAAGAUGGCUCUAAUGGGUUGCAUGGACUAUUUCCAAUCUAUGAUACCUUGCACGGCAUUCGAGGAUAUAUACGUUUAAAGGUUCGAAUUCAGUUGUUCUCUGAUGCAAACAAGUAUAGGCAAACCUCAUGUGGUAUACAAUUUUUCUCAGCUCAUAGUGUACCAUCUGGUUAUAUUAUAGCAAGUAUUCAAGGUUUUGUUGAUGAACUUAUUGUAAACAACGACCCUGAGUAUCAAUGGAUUGACAAGAUUCGUACGCCAAGGGCAUCAAAUGAAGCAAGAAUUCGUCUUUUUACAAAUUUAUCAGGUGAAAUGAAGCGAAAGAUUGGCUUAAAGGUGCUUGAAGCUGGUGGCAAUGCAGUCAUUGGGUAUGAACAACAUAUUGACUUAGAAGGUGAAAUGGGUGUGGUUAUUCGAGCAAUUGGUACAUCUGUCACUUUAGUUCACGAGCAAAAUGAUACACCUAGACGACUUACAUAUCAAAGAUCUUUUGAUCCAGAAUCAAGAUCAAAAGAAAUUUCUCAUGUUGAUUCUCGUAGUCGACAACUUUCUGUCAGUUCUGACAAUGAAGUUCUCGUUGAGGGAUCUGAAAUGAAAACAAUUUUACAAAAGACAAAAUCUUCUAUAGAUGAAAUGGUAUUUCCAUUUUACACAAUAAAAAAAACACCCCCAGGUUUUAUACAACGCAUUGGAGGAAUGGUUUCAUCUCUAUCAGUCAAACUUUUAAAUAAAGUUAAUUCAGAGGAAGUUGAUACUAGAGACAGUUGGUGGAAAGAGUUGCGCACAGAAAUCCGUUCUAAUGCUAAGACUUUUGGGUGUAAUGCAGUAAUAGGAUAUUCUGAAUAUUCUACUAUAUGUGAUGAUUUGGCAGUUCUGACUGCAUAUGGAACAGCAGCUACACUGCAGCUGUCUGAUGAUCGGCAUGAGGGUGAUUUUUAUUGCAGUUUGGAACCACUUGAAGAAGAAAACUUACACAAUGUACAAUCAGUCGAUGGUAUUCUUAUAUUUAAUGAAAAAUUACUGCAAGCUAGAAAAAUACAAAGACAAAAUGAAUUUGACUCAUCUUCUGUUAUAUCAAGUUCACAACCUUCACUUCCAAGUUGUAAUAUUUGCCAUGUUCCAUACAAUGAUGCUGACUUUAUUUUACCAGUUACAUUAUCACGGUGUUUGUUGUGCAAGCAAGACAAAGUUCCUGAUGUCAUACUUUCAACCAUUGAAUUACCAGAAGAUCUACCAAUUAUAGGAUCUGGCUGUAUGAUUCAAGCACGUGUAAUACGAUGUAAAAAAAAAGAUAAAGAAGAAUCCAAUGCUGAGAAUGUGGGGCAGAUUCUUCCAUUUAUAGAGUUUGACUUACAUCAGCAGAUGAUCAAUAAACUUAAGUUAAAAGGAAUGAAUGCUAUAUUUGGACUGACAACAUGUUUAACUAUGGCUGAACAGACUAUCAUUGGUGUCAUGACUGGGACUGCUGUUUAUAUCUCUGCAUUACCCCUGCCAAAAAUGUUUUCAUUUACUGAUACUAAGAUUAAUGAGAAAAGUUUUGAUACGAAAAAAAAAUCAACAGAAUCAAAACAACAUCAUAGUUUUAAAGAACUAAAUACAAAUUCUGAUCAAUCAGUUAACUCAAGUUUAAAAACUGGGAAAUCAGCAAUAACUAGUGAUGGAAAAGAAUUAAGUUUUAUGGAGCUAGAUGAUCUUAAUGAUAUGGAUUUAUUGCCCUUGUUUUCUGAUCCUCUACCCCAGGAAGGUUUUAAUAUAUUUAGUACACAAGCAACUCCUGGUCAAUCUUUGUUUGAUGACCAUAAACAGCUAUUAACAGUCUUUAAGCGUGUCAAGAUUCCACUGCAAGAUGAUAGUUUUAAAUUGAGCCAAUGGCUUGCAUCAGUUUUUGAUAAUUUAAUUAUGGGCGUUUGUUUAAAAGUGCGAUCAUUUAUACCGUGCAGUUUAAUUAACACAUCAUUUUAUUUGGGAAUUGAUGAUGAUGAGUAUUUUCACAUUAUGUUAACAACUUUUGUUGUUGGGAAUGUGGAAAUGGAGAACAAACCGAAAGCAGUUGAAACUAAACAAAGCCCUGAAUCUGGUCAUAUAUGGACUGAAGAAACUCUAGUAUGUGAUGAUUUGAUUAAAGAAGCUGGUAUGUGUGAAAGCAGUUCACGUAUGUUUUCAUUAAAGCUUUCAACGUCUUGGCCUCGUGGACAUUUUAGCCUUCUUCUGAAUGAUGCGUUUAAAAAAAAAAGUUUUCAGCCUCAUGUGACUGUUUGCACACUUGACUACAUUCCGAAUAUGUCAGUUACUUCUUACCUUGGAAAUGUUAAUAUUUUCCUCAUAAGAGAAAGCACAUGUGUAAAAGAGGAAGGAGGAUUGGGUUUAUUUAUGCAACAGUUUAUGAAUGAAAUUCACACCAUUGUGCGUGCUUAUGUGGUUUCAUUAAAUGGAAAUGCCAUAAUGUCCUUCAAUGUAAAUGAAAUAAUGCUUUCAUUUAAUCCACCUAAAAACCAGGCACAGAUUCUUGUUAAUGUUACUGGUGAUGCAGCUUGCGUUAAGGAGAUAGACCCAACUGAAAUUCUUCAUAUGAACAGUUACUCUCCUUCAUCCGAUAUAAGCUCCUCCCCUACUACUCCGAGUGCCCCGGAAAUUAUCGAAGAGAUAAAAUACAAACUAGAUCGUGCUGUUUAUGGGACAAACGUUUAGAGAAAUAUUUUAUAUUAUUUAUUCAGAAAAAAAAGACAUGUUUUAUUGGUUUAUUUUUAAUAACCGAUAACUUGAUUGGUCAUUAAAAAUAAAUAAAUUUUUAGUUAUGU
Molecule: messenger RNA, 3197 nt
Organism: Hydra vulgaris (swiftwater hydra)
Lineage: Eukaryota; Metazoa; Cnidaria; Hydrozoa; Anthoathecata; Hydridae
Source: RefSeq, a predicted model, not a curated record